Molecule: messenger RNA, 1669 nt
Organism: Arabidopsis thaliana (thale cress)
Lineage: Eukaryota; Viridiplantae; Streptophyta; Magnoliopsida; Brassicales; Brassicaceae
Gene: ANK
Product: ankyrin
Exons: 3
Coding region: 153-1433 (426 amino acids)
Cellular component (GO): plasma membrane
Source: RefSeq, marked reviewed
AGUGACCAAUUUAAGUGGUGCCAAUUAAGUCAAUAGUCAAUAGACUCACUACUCAGAAAUGAAAAAUACUACAAAAUAACUAUGCUCCCAUAUGUUAAAUAUAACGACACUAGUUUCUUGGUCCUUACAAUUAUUUUUCUUUCUUUGUAAGUAUGGAUUCAAAAUUGCUUUUGGUUACUCAAUCGGGUAGUGUUGAUGAUUUAUAUUCUCUUAUUCAAGCGGCUCCCGAUAUUCUUCAAAAAGUUGACGUUUUACCUAUCAUCCACACACCUCUCCAUGAAGCGUCAUCUGCUGGGAAGUUAGAUUUGGCAAUGGAACUGAUGAUUCUAAAGCCAUCUUUUGCCAAAAAACUUAACGAGUAUGGGUUAAGUCCGUUGCAUCUCGCUGUCGAAAACGACCAGGUUGAGUUAGCACUAGAGCUAGUCAAGGUUGAUCCCAGUCUUGUUCGUAUUCGUGGUAGAGGAGGUAUGACACCAUUGCAUCUUGUGGCAAAGAAAGGUGACGUAGACCUUCUUACAGAUUUUCUCCUAGCAUGUCCUGAAAGCAUUAAAGAUGUGAAUGUAAAUGGAGAAACGAUUUUACACAUCACGAUUAUGAACGAUAAAUACGAGCAGCUCAAAGUUCUCACAGGGUGGAUGCAGAAAAUGCGCGAUAGUGAUGAUGUGUUCAUCGACGUCCUAAACAGACGUGAUCGUGGAGGCAACACGGUUUUGCACCUAGCUGCAUACGAGAACAAUGACAAGGUAGUAAAACAGCUGGUAAAAUGCCUGUCACUGGACCGGAACAUCCAGAACAAAAGUGGCAUGACGGCCCUUGAUGUCUUACGAGCCAGAGGAUCUCACAUGAACAAAGAAAUAGAGGAAAUCAUACAAAUGUCCGGUGGUAAGACCGGAGGCUCUCUAUCCGGAAUUCAGGAAUGGUAUAUCUUCCUGAGGGAACCGGUCACUUUCAAGGAACAUUGCAAGACGCGAAUUGCACGUUACAGGAGUCGCAUAUCAGACGGAUCACGUAACGCUCUUCUAGUAAUAGCAGCUUUGAUAAUCUCAGCCACUUUUCAGACUGCAGCCCAACUGCUAGACAAAGAAAAACUAGAUAAAGUUAAAAAGAAUGGUAUGAGGUUUUCGGAAUUCCAACUAUGGGGAUGCAAUACGGUAGCGUUUUCCAUAGCUAUCCUAUUUUCAUUUAUUCUCUUACCAGUUGGCAGAGCAUAUGAGUGGUGGUAUUUCAUUAUUACGGUGCCCCUCGUCUUCUCUUAUUUCCUUUUGAUGUACAUGAUGCAUGGUCUCUCAUUCUUCUUCCUCAUCAUAUAUGAAGGGGGCUUAUUCCUCGUGUAUCUACUGGUAUUAUAUGUAAAGUGGAAACGGUGUACGCAGAUGAAGGUACGCAAACCCAAAAGCGACCUGAUUUCUGACAACUUCAAGAACAUGGUUUAACCAUUUUGAAGCGUUUGCACUUUGUUCCCUCGAAACUUUGUUUGCUUUAACUUUGUAACGUGCACUCAUUUUAAAGAUUGUAUCUUUUGAAUAAAUUACUGUAGGUGCUUAAGGUUAUGGCGGAGUCAUUAAUAUGUUUAGUUUUUGGUUCAGUUUAUUUGAUAGGCCGGUCUAACAUUGUCAAUAACGAUCAAUAUUGAUAUAGACAAGACUCAAGAGUACCCGGCUUUAGUUCG